CCCCCACCCCCCCCCCCCCCCACCCCCCCCCCCCCCCACCCCCCCCCCCCCCCACCCCCCCCCCCCCCCACCCCCCCCCCCCCCCACCCCCCCCCCCCCCCACCCCCCCCCCCCCCCACCCCCCCCCCCCCCCACCCCCCCCCCCCCCCACCCCCCCCCCCCCCCACCCCCCCCCCCCCCCACCCCCCCCCCCCCCCACCCCCCCCCCCCCCCACCCCCCCCCCCCCCCACCCCCCCCCCCCCCCACCCCCCCCCCCCCCCACCCCCCCCCCCCCCCACCCCCCCCCCCCCCCACCCCCCCCCCCCCCCACCCCCCCCCCCCCCCACCCCCCCCCCCCCCCACCCCCCCCCCCCCCCACCCCCCCCCCCCCCCACCCCCCCCCCCCCCCACCCCCCCCCCCCCCCACCCCCCCCCCCCCCCACCCCCCCCCCCCCCCACCCCCCCCCCCCCCCACCCCCCCCCCCCCCCACCCCCCCCCCCCCCCACCCCCCCCCCCCCCCACCCCCCCCCCCCCCCACCCCCCCCCCCCCCCACCCCCCCCCCCCCCCACCCCCCCCCCCCCCCACCCCCCCCCCCCCCCACCCCCCCCCCCCCCCACCCCCCCCCCCCCCCACCCCCCCCCCCCCCCACCCCCCCCCCCCCCCACCCCCCCCCCCCCCCACCCCCCCCCCCCCCCACCCCCCCCCCCCCCCACCCCCCCCCCCCCCCACCCCCCCCCCCCCCCACCCCCCCCCCCCCCCACCCCCCCCCCCCCCCACCCCCCCCCCCCCCCACCCCCCCCCCCCCCCACCCCCCCCCCCCCCCACCCCCCCCCCCCCCCACCCCCCCCCCCCCCCACCCCCCCCCCCCCCCACCCCCCCCCCCCCCCACCCCCCCCCCCCCCCACCCCCCCCCCCCCCCACCCCCCCCCCCCCCCACCCCCCCCCCCCCCCACCCCCCCCCCCCCCCACCCCCCCCCCCCCCCACCCCCCCCCCCCCCCACCCCCCCCCCCCCCCACCCCCCCCCCCCCCCACCCCCCCCCCCCCCCACCCCCCCCCCCCCCCACCCCCCCCCCCCCCCACCCCCCCCCCCCCCCACCCCCCCCCCCCCCCACCCCCCCCCCCCCCCACCCCCCCCCCCCCCCACCCCCCCCCCCCCCCACCCCCCCCCCCCCCCACCCCCCCCCCCCCCCACCCCCCCCCCCCCCCACCCCCCCCCCCCCCCACCCCCC
This is a messenger RNA of Sphaerodactylus townsendi, 1212 nucleotides long. Its product is annotated as basic proline-rich protein. The annotation marks the transcript as partial. The record is from RefSeq and is a predicted model, not a curated record. Lineage: Eukaryota; Metazoa; Chordata; Lepidosauria; Squamata; Sphaerodactylidae. The transcript has a single exon.